Messenger RNA from Colletotrichum tamarilloi, 1155 nucleotides. RefSeq lists its product as uncharacterized. Bases 1 to 1155 code for a protein of 384 amino acids. NCBI's taxonomy places the organism in Eukaryota, Fungi, Ascomycota, Sordariomycetes, Glomerellales, Glomerellaceae. The transcript is spliced from 2 exons. The record is from RefSeq and is a predicted model, not a curated record.
AUGCGGGAUCUGCGUGGUUUGUGGACAGCUCUUAGAUGGAGGCAGAGCAUCGCUUUCAAAUGCGGAGGCUGCUGGGGUUAUCGUCCUCAAGCAAACUACACUCUCGGCCGCAACAACUACUGUGUGCCUCAUUCCACCGUGGCUGGUGAGCCAACCUGGGAAGAAGAAGAUUUCUCUGGGCUGCAUUGGCCUGGCCCUUAUGCUUCUACUCUAUCAAAUCUAUACUACACUCUCGCUAGCAGCCCCUUAGAAGUCGAGGGACUGACGAGCUGUCUGCUCCAAAGUUUACGCGCCUGCCGAUCCAACGUCACUCGAACCAAAAAGGGUACCGAACUUGCCAACAAUAUUUCCAAGCUACCGACCGAGAUCCUUGAUGACAUCUUCGCGGCCAUGGGACGCGACAUGCCUCCCGAGUCUUCUCAUCUAUUGCCCCAGAGACUAGGGAAGGAUCAACUCAAGGCCGGGUCCUGCGGUCUUCUUCCCUGGCUGUGGGAUAUUGAUCCAGCUUGCGUCGACGCCAAAGAUUCUGAGCCCUGUCCUGGUGGUGAGUCUUUCGAGUGGGACUGGGAGCUGUUGGUGCGGCAGCUCAGCCGGAGCGUUGACUACGGUGUUCUCCCAGAUGUACCUGACACUAUCAGAGCCACACCCAGUGUCACUGGCCCUCAAGGCAAACCGACUAUGGCAGGGGCUGGCUAUCACACUGAUUUAGCCCAUGUAACCGCUGGUCUACACAAACGACGUCGCAUAUGGCAGCUACUCGAAGAGAUAUUCGUCGGUGAUACAUUGCCAUGGCCAGCUAGACAACGUUGUCGCUAUGCCUGCUGGUCACGCAUGGAGACGCAAAAGCAGGACAUUCCCUUGUGCUGGGACAAGACUGGAAACAUUUUGGCCCGUCCUAUCUGGCUUCCUUCCAUAGAAUUUGGAUACUCGGAUAAUCCAACAGGUGAGGGCCAUCCCAUGUUCUUCAAGAGGCUUGGGGGUGGGGUACACAGGAGAUGCGGCAAGGCGAGACCUCAGUACUGGCAGCGGCGUGAAGUGGAGAAGAAGCAUGGUGACGAGACUGGUGAGACUGAACAGCAAGGCGAUACUGAGACUCCGGCAGCGACUGUUGAAGAAAUCUAUGCCGUCCUUCGAAAGCUUUCAUAUCCUGUCUGA